Messenger RNA from Salarias fasciatus (jewelled blenny), 1649 nucleotides. Its product is annotated as inter-alpha-trypsin inhibitor heavy chain H3-like. Lineage: Eukaryota; Metazoa; Chordata; Actinopteri; Blenniiformes; Blenniidae. The record is from RefSeq and is a predicted model, not a curated record. The transcript has 14 exons. The coding region runs from base 21 to 1649 and encodes 542 amino acids.
UGUUGCACUCUGGUGGAGGCAUGAUGGAGCGAGCUGUGGUGAGAAUCACCCUCAUUGGGCUGAUGGUGGCUUUGGCAGCCACACUACCAAACAAGGACGACUGGAACAUCUACAGCUUCCACAUUAACUCCACAGUCAGUAGCCGCUAUGCCACCACCGUCAUCACAAGCCGUGUGGCAAACCGUAUGGCCGAGUCCAAGGAAGUAGAGUUCCAUGUCCGGAUCCCCAAGAACGCCUUCAUCACUAAAUUCAGAAUGUUUAUAGAUGGCCAGGUGUAUGAUGGAAACGUGAAGGAGAAAGAGCAGGCGCAGAGGCAGUACACCACCGCUGUGUCCCGAGGUCAAAGUGCUGGAAUCGUCAGUUCAGUGGGGAGGACUCUGGAGGAGUUCAAGACCUCUGUCACCGUUUCUGCACACAACAAGGUCACUUUUGAACUCACAUAUGAGGAGCUGAUGAAACGCACGCUCGGGAAGUACGAGCUGCAGAUCCACGCUCGACCCAUGCAGCCUGUCAAAGACUUCAAGAUUGAUGUGCACAUUCAGGAGAAAGCUGGCAUCAGUUUCCUGGAUGUAAAAGGAGGACUGAGCAUUAAUGCCCUGGCUAAUGCCAUCACACAAACCCAAGCAGACAAACAGGCCUGGGUGCAUUUCUAUCCUACCGAGGACCAACAGAAAGCAUGUGACAGCUGUGAUGAGCAGGGUUUGAAUGGAGAUCUGGUUAUUGUUUAUGACGUCAACAGGAACUCCACACUGGGAGACAUCAUGGUAUCUAAAGGAUACUUUGUUCAUCACUUCGCUCCAUCCAAUCUUUCCCGAAUACCAAAAAAUGUUGUCUUUAUCAUUGAUCAAAGUGGCUCAAUGCGUGGCAGGAAAAUUGAACAGACUCGAACAGCAUUGAUCCACAUUCUGGGUGACCUGGCAGAAGACGACUACUUUGGUCUCAUUACUUUCGAUGAUAAAAUUUUUCACUGGAAACGAGAACUUGUUCAGGCAAACAGUGCAAACUUGGACAGUGCAAAGAAAUUUGCACGAAAAAUUUCAGAUAGAGGAGGCACUGACAUUAACAGAGCAGUGCUGGAAGGAACCAAUAUGCUGAACGCACAUCCCAGAGAAGGCUCAGCAUCUCUCCUCAUACUUCUUACAGAUGGAGAUCCAACCUCAGGAGAGACAAAUAUUGAAAGAAUACAUUCAAACGUAAGACAAGCCAUUGCAGGAAAGUUCCCACUCUAUUGUCUUGGCUUCGGUUUUGAUGUGAAUUUUGAGUUCCUGGAGAAAAUGGCACUUCAGAACAAUGGCGUAGCGCGCCGGAUUUAUGAGGAGUCUGAUGCUGCCAUUCAGCUGAAGGGUUUCUAUGAAGAAGUGGCCACUCCUCUUCUGACCGAUGUAACCAUGUCCUACAAAGGUGGGAGCAAUCUAACCCAGACUGUCUUCAGCCAGUAUUACAAUGGCUCUGAGAUCGUGGUGGCUGGUCAGAUCGACGACAACAACAUUGACUCCCUCAUUCCACAAGCUGUGGCCAUUACGAGAACUGAAAGAAAGACCUUUUCUGAAACAAACAACCCAGUGGAGACAAGUGAAACAGUGUCUGAGAACCAGACUCAGAGAGUUUGGGCCUACCUCACUGUCAAACAGCUUCUGCAGAAAGAGUAA